This is a messenger RNA of Thrips palmi, 2968 nucleotides long. RefSeq names its product cationic amino acid transporter 3-like. The transcript is spliced from 10 exons. The record is from RefSeq and is a predicted model, not a curated record. Gene Ontology annotation, molecular function: amino acid transmembrane transporter activity. Gene Ontology annotation, cellular component: plasma membrane. Gene Ontology annotation, biological process: amino acid transport; transmembrane transport. Lineage: Eukaryota; Metazoa; Arthropoda; Insecta; Thysanoptera; Thripidae. The coding region runs from base 16 to 1923 and encodes 635 amino acids.
GCACCGUUGGCCACCAUGCUGCUUCCCAGCGUCGUCGAGGCAAACCUGCGGUCCUGGGGGAGGGCCAUGGCCGGCCUCUGGGGCAUGGCGUCGCGGAGGAAGCGGUUGACGGACGACGGCUCGCCGCUCGCCCGCGUCCUCAACGUCAUGGACCUCACGCUGCUGGGCGUCGGCUCCACCCUGGGGCUGGGCGUCUACGUGCUGGCCGGCCAGGUGGCCAACGACACCGCGGGGCCGGCCGUGCUGCUCUCCUUCGUCUUCGCCGCCAUCGCCUCCUUCUUCGCCGGACUGUGCUACGCCGAGUUCGCCGCCAGGGUGCCUAAGGCCGGCUCGGCCUACGUGUACGCCUACGUCGCGGUGGGCGAGAUCGCGGCCUUCGUCAUCGGCUGGACCCUCAUCCUGGAGUACGCCAUCGGAACGGCCAGCAUAACGCGCGGCGUGUCCACCUACAUCGACACCCUGGUCGACCACAAGAUUUCCGACUUCUUCAACAGCACGGUGCCCAUGCACGUGCCCACGCUGGCCAGCUACCCGGACUUCUUCUCCUUCGGCAUCUGCGCCGUGAUGACGGCCCUGCUCGCCGUCGGCGUCAAGGAGUCCUCCAUCAUCAACAACAUCCUGACCUUCCUCAACCUGGGCACCGCCACCGCCGCCGUCGUCACAGGUGCCAUCUACGCCGACCCGAAGAACUGGUCGCUGCCGCCGCGGCCGGGCAAGGACACGGGGGGCUUCACGCCGUACGGCGUCAAGGGGAUCAUCGAGGGCGCGGGCAUGUGCUUCUUCGGCUUCGUGGGCUUCGACUGCAUCGCCACGACCAGCGAGGAGGCCAAGAACCCCAAGCGCAGCAUACCGCUGGCCAUCGUGCUGUCGCUGACCAUCAUCUGCGCCACGUACUGCAGCAUCUCCACCGUGCUCACCCUGCUCAAGCCCUACUACGAGCUGGACCGCUCGGCGCCCUUCACCGUGGCCUUCGACAGCAUGGGCCUGGACGCCAUCAAGUGGGUCGUCACCAUCGGCGCCAUCUUCGCGCUCACCACCAGCUUGCUGGGGACCAUGAUCCCGCUGCCCCGCGUCAUGUACGCCAUGGCGCAGGACGGCCUCCUGUUCGCCGUGUUCGCGCGCGUCAACGACUGCACCAAGACGCCCGUGGUGGCCACCUUGGUGGCCGGCACCCUGUCCGGCCUGCUCGCGCUCAUCUUCGACCUGGACCAGCUCAUCGAGAUGAUGUCCAUCGGCACCCUGCUGGCCUACACCGUGGUCGGCCUGUGCGUGCUGGUGCUCAGGCAAGUUCCACAUGGCGGCUUGGCAUUGCAGGUACACGGACUCCCGCGCGACGCAGAGCGAGAAAAGGGUUCCGCUGACCUUCGCCCGGUCCUGGGGGGGCUGGUGAACUGGGAGCGCGCCAAGCGGCCAACGGCCUUGACCACGGGCGCCGCGGGCGUACUGGUGUUCGUGCAAGUGCUGCUGACGCUGGCCCUGUGCGUGCUGCUCAAGACGGCGGGCGACGACCUGUACUCCAACACCUUGGCGUGGCUGGCGCCCACGCUGGCGCUCCUGGUGCCCCUCGUCAUCGUCGUCAUCAUGCUGGGCCAACAGCCCAAGGCCGACGUCGCCCAACUGUCCUUCUCGGUGCCCGGGCUGCCCUACGUGCCGGCCAUCAGCCUCUUCCUCAACAUGUACCUCAUGGUGAACCUCAAAGACGAGACGUGGGUGCGCUUCGUCGUCUGGAUGGUGGUCGGCGGCGUCGUGUACUUCUCGUACAGCCUUCGCCACAGCACGGAGCGCCUGCUCGAGAUCGCGGACAAGCAGGCGGCGCUGGCCGCGAGCCUCGACCGCAACGGCGUGGCCAUGACGAACGCGGUCUUGCCCAGCGCCCCAGAGGCGGCCGGAGACCCGGAGGCGUUCCACACGGCCAGGUUUUGAAGCGCGCAGGCCGAGUCGCGCGUUUCGUCUGCAUUCGGGCCGAGGCUGCGGCUGCGCAGUGCUGAGUGUCACCAAGGCGUCACCACGGCGUCACCACGGCGUCACCACGGCGUCACCACGGCGUCACCACGGUGUCACCAGCCGCCUCCACGUGGGAACAAGGGAGCGUUCAGAUCUCAAGGCGCGCAGAGCGGACUGUUGAACGAAAUAUCGAAACAAUGACUUUGUGACAUCCCCGCGGCGAGACAUCGCGUAGAAGCUCGCACCGCUGUGGUUGCCUCCAGCAGUCGCACGCAGUGUCGUGGCUGCAUCACCUUCCAGGCGCACCGACGAACAACCGCCGACCCGACAGGUCGUCUGCUUCACGUUUCGGAGGCCGCUCGGUGCGUCUACCGGGGACCCCGUCAAUGUUUAGGACCAAGACUACCAGACUCCACGCACAAGCGCCACCACCACGGCGUGUUCGCGGAAAAAACACUUUCUUGAGGUGAUCAACUUCGUUCGAUAGGCUCAUUUUGAUGCUGCAAUCGAAUUCAGCUCAUCAAACAAAGUUGAUCACCUCGACAAAGUCUUUUUCCAUGACUCUGUAAGACGAACCCUCGCAAAGAAAAGGUUAUUUAUUGAUAUAUUUAUAAGUAUUUUUCUAGCAGUUUAUUGCCGUGAGGGGCGCCGUAAGACGUGUUAUGUGCCAUUGCGUUUAGUCAACUCGCCUCAGGACUGAGAAAUGCUGAAUUACUCUGCCCUGGGCAACCCAGCUUCCUAGAGACACAUGUAUAGAAUUGGUCGAGCUGGUGCCUAUUCGACCGCAUAGUGUUUCUGGGCUACUCCAAACCCCAAACCCUUUCCAGAGCUGUACUUAAACUACUUAAGGGCAGCCUGCAAAAGCGUUCGUUUGCUCAAAGUGUUAGCUGUGAUGAGAGAUGGGGAUGAAAGCGAACCAAUUUAUGACCGCUGAAUUCGUUUCGUACUUAGUGUAACGACAUGUUUUUAUUGAUUUUAUUGUGAUUUUGUACUUUAUGUUGAAAUACAAAUUUACAUAAACCCA